This is a messenger RNA of Drosophila mauritiana, 1427 nucleotides long. RefSeq names its product ATP synthase lipid-binding protein, mitochondrial (gene ATPsynC). The coding region runs from base 144 to 560 and encodes 138 amino acids. The record is from RefSeq and is a predicted model, not a curated record. The transcript has 4 exons. Gene Ontology annotation, molecular function: proton transmembrane transporter activity. Gene Ontology annotation, biological process: proton motive force-driven ATP synthesis; proton transmembrane transport. NCBI's taxonomy places the organism in Eukaryota, Metazoa, Arthropoda, Insecta, Diptera, Drosophilidae.
CUCGGGCUGGCGGCCACACUGAGCACCCCCCAAAAGUCAGCGAAAUUGUCAAAUUCGUUUUACUGUUGUGAAGGGUUUGUUCGAAAGCCGUGCGCUAGCUUCAAUUUUGUCGUAAGCAAAACAAAAAGGAAAUUCAACCGAAAAUGUUCGUGUCGACAGUCUCUCGCAUUGCCCCCGUUGCCAGGAGCGCCCUCCUCGCCAACUCCAAGCAGUACUUGCGACCAUUGAGCAGCGCCAUCAUCAGCCAGAGCCAGACUUUGGCGGCUCAGAACACAACCCCCGUUGCAUUGCUGCCACAGAUCAGGUCAUUCCAGACCUCGCCAGUCACGCGUGACAUUGACUCGGCCGCCAAAUUCAUUGGCGCUGGUGCCGCAACAAUCGGUGUCGCUGGAUCCGGUGCUGGUAUCGGAACAGUAUUCGGUUCCCUCAUCAUCGGCUACGCCAGGAACCCAUCGCUGAAACAGCAGCUGUUCUCCUACGCCAUUCUGGGCUUCGCCCUGUCCGAGGCCAUGGGUCUGUUCUGUUUGAUGAUGGCCUUCCUGCUGCUGUUCGCCUUCUAAGCGCGCCUGCUGCACAUCGAUUGCUCGUCCUUGUUUCCUGCGAUCGGGCGCGUGCGCCAGUCGCAUGCGAACGAGAAUAGCAACCAAACAACACUUCAAACAAACAACAACAACAACCAGAACAAGCAACACCUACGUUCGUUUUCGAUUAUUAAUGAUAAAAUGAUUGAUUGAUUGAUUGAUAGCAAACAAGAACAUCCUGUACCACUAUCUAAUUAUAAAUACCAACAACAACCACAUAAUACAAGUAAUUUUGUUUUUAAAAAACAUGCGAGCGAGGAGAAGACCACACCUACUUUAAGUUGAACAACCGAAAUAUGAGGAGGAGGAGGAUUGGAUUCAAUCGGAUUGGACUAGCCCACGCCCACGCCCACACCCAGACGACAGACAUUAAAAUUAGAUUUUAAUUGAAGCAAGCUUCCGGCUCACCGAAAACCCAACACAAUCGAUUCACCGGACGAAGUCCAACCAUCCUCGUGCACUCUGCCCAUCCGGCGGAGGAUCUCCAUGAGCGCCCACCAAGGCUCUCUCUCUCCCCGAAGUUCUUGGACAUGCGACGGGCAUCUCGUGGAGAUCACCUCUGCGACUAACAUCUCUGAUGGGCGAGUGUGUGGGCGUGGCUGGGCGGAGAUGCGGUGGAUCGUUGGGUUCAACGACUUUUCGAUUUUAUUGUGGCGCGUACUGAAAGUCUACGUUUUUUCAAGUAUUUUGUAUUCGAAAAAAUCAGUUUCUUUAUGUAAACGCUGUUUUUGUUCAUUGCCACUUAAUAUUAUAUGAAGGAACUUGUACUAAGAGUAGUUGCAAACGAAAUGAGCCGAAGAGCGCAGCUGAAACCUGAAAUAAAGGAGAUGUGAAUGUGUAAUGGAA